Molecule: messenger RNA, 1739 nt
Organism: Ceratina calcarata
Lineage: Eukaryota; Metazoa; Arthropoda; Insecta; Hymenoptera; Apidae
Product: neither inactivation nor afterpotential protein G
Exons: 9
Coding region: 1-1677 (558 amino acids)
Molecular function (GO): flavin adenine dinucleotide binding; oxidoreductase activity, acting on CH-OH group of donors
Source: RefSeq, a predicted model, not a curated record
AUGUGGAACUAUGUGCUGGUCUCGAUCCUCGUUUUGUUCAUAUCGUUAGUGUACCAUUGUUAUUUCAACGGCCCGGCAAGCAUCAUCAAGUAUCCUGAGACACAAUACGAUUACAUAAUCGUUGGUGCCGGAACGGCAGGAUGCGUAGUUGCAUCACGUCUCUCUGAGAUCUCAAACGUAACAGUUUUACUGGUCGAAGCUGGAGGACACUUUGGAUGGGUAUCAUCGGUUCCAAUAUUAGCGCCAGUUCUGCAAGGAACCGACGUCGAUUGGUCCUAUUCGACGGAACCACAACUAUUCUCAUCGAAAGGAUAUUGGAACCACGUGCAAAAAGUACCGAGGGGCAAAGGGUUGGGCGGUAGCGGGCAAAUAAAUCAUCUGGUUCACUCUUUCGGAAAGCCGGAAGAUUACAAAGCCUGGCCCAGGGGAUGGUCGCACGCCGAUCUACUUCCGUACUUUAAAAAGGUGUCCGAUAUUAUGAACGUAAUGUCCAGCCCAGAGGAUGAAUACCUGGCAGAAGCUUUUCUAAUGGCGGAAGAAUCGUUGAAGUUGAAUAAUGUGACUCUACAAAAGGGGAUGUACACGACUAAAAGAGGCUCCCGAUGGAGCACAUUUCACGCGCAUUUGCAAAAUGCCUGGAACAGAAGGAAUUUGCACAUUCUGACGAACACAUUGGUUUCAAGAAUAUUUUUUAAAGAAAAUUCUAACGUAGACGGAGUCAAGGUGAUUUACAAAGAUGGAUCAGUAGGAAGAAUUGUUGCUAAAAAGGAGGUGAUCCUUUGCGCUGGUACUAUCAAUACUCCUCAGUUAUUGUUGCUUUCAGGAAUCGGGCCAGCAAAAGAUCUCGAUAAAUUUCAGAUACCAGUAGUGAGCAAUCUUCCGGAAGUAGGCAAGAACCUCUUCGAUCAUUUUAUGCUUCCGGUGUACGUUCAUCUUGUGGCAAACGUGAGCAUAACUCUGUUCAAAUUACAAACGCUUCCCGAGAUACUUAACUAUUUCAUUUUUGGGAGAGGAUGGUAUGCCACCAAUGCUAUAAUGGCGGUAGGUCGUACCAACGACAGCGGCGUUAUGCUUUCUGGUAUGGGUUCCACUGACGAGAGAAUAUUAAAAGUCAUAUCUAAUUACAAAACAGAGCCUUAUAGAGCGUUGUACCCGUCGUACAACAGCAGUACUCACGAAGGAUUCCUAUUCCUGUCGUAUUGCUUGCAACCAAAAAGUCGUGGAACUGUUUCACUUAGGUCCAUCAAUAUCCGUCACCAGCCGAAAAUCGAUCCCGCGUAUCUUCAACGGUACGACGACGUCCUGUGCACCCACGAAGCCAUAAAUUUCGCCAUUCGAACACUCGAGACGCCCAAAUUUCGUGAGUACGGCGCGAGGGUUCAUUACCCCGAUCUAGAGGAAUGCAGACACCUGCGACAAGAUUAUCAGAACGUCGAAUACUCUGAAUGCGUGAUGAGAGUCGGCGGUCUUACCUGUUACCACAUGUGCGGCACCUGCAGGAUGGGUGCUGGCGAUCGUGCGGUCGUCGACGAGAAAUUACGAGUUAAAGGCGUCAAUAAGCUGAGAAUAGUAGACGCCAGUGUAUUACCAUCUCCCAUUUCUGGUAACCCAAAUUCCGUUUUAAUCGCAAUAGCGGAACGGGCGAGCGAUUUGAUCAUCGAUCGCACAUUCAAUUAAAUCAUUGUACCUGUUAAUCGAAAUAAAAAAAAUGAAUAUACUAUUUUAAAGAACAAAUUGAA